Molecule: messenger RNA, 4599 nt
Organism: Centropristis striata (black sea bass)
Lineage: Eukaryota; Metazoa; Chordata; Actinopteri; Perciformes; Serranidae
Product: B-cadherin-like
Exons: 23
Coding region: 340-3795 (1151 amino acids)
Biological process (GO): homophilic cell-cell adhesion; adherens junction organization; calcium-dependent cell-cell adhesion
Cellular component (GO): cytoplasm; plasma membrane; adherens junction
Molecular function (GO): calcium ion binding; cadherin binding
Source: RefSeq, a predicted model, not a curated record
CGGGGUAUUGAAUACCAUCUCUUGUACUUGUGAUACCUCAGCCAUGACUAGGACGUGACAGGAACUUGUGGUCUGUGUCUCCCCAGGUGUGUUCAGCCUCUAUGACCAUAUAGGGAACACGGAACCCGCGCGCACCUGUGAGCUGACGUCAUGCGCUGAAAGAACCUGCUGAAACUCGUCAAGCUGAAACUGAGUCAGAAACUGAGUCUGCCUGCAAGGGGAGAAGACACGACAGAAAAAAACUCGCAAAGGAAUACUUUUCAUUUCUACAAUUAUUUAUUUUUUUUAUUUUUAAUUACUUUCAUCGAGAGGAAUAACUGAUUGAGGAUUAAGUCACAAAUGGGGACCGCUCCAUUUGCCAUUUUGGCCAUUUUAAUCGUCGUCUUUCAGGCUUCUGCUUUAGAGCCGACUGAGGAGCCAGCAUGUGUGCCUGGAUUCAAGUCGGACAUGUUGGUUUUCCAAGUGCCCAGAAAGCACCUGGCGAAGAACUUCAGACUGGGAAAAGUGCACUUCACGGACUGCACAGACCGCACGAGAUUUCUUUUCAAAAGUGAUCACAGCCGCUUCCACGUUGAUCACGACGGCACACUGAAGGUUAAAAUACCUACAACAAUGCAUGAACAGCAGGAUUUCAUCGUCCACACCUGGGACACGCAGAGACACAAAUUUAGUGUUCACGUCAGGGUAGAGCACCAAAGGCAUCACCAUGGCAACCACCACCAAAAUGCAGAGCAUCACCAUGGACACCACCACGCACACCACGACCACGACGCUCAGCCGGACUCUGCUACGAACACGGAGAGUACAACCGAUGCACCAGUACCCAUACUGGUGUUUCCCGGGCAUGUUGACGGGCUGAAGAGGAAGAAGAGAGAAUGGCUCAUUCCUAAGCUCCGUGUUCCUGAGAAUUACAGAGGACCCUACCCCCUAAAAGUAACUCAAAUCGGUUCUGAUAAAGAUCAGGUAAAGAAAGUCUUCUACAGCAUCACUGGUCCAGGAGCUGAUCAGGAGCCUGUGGGCCUUUUCACCAUGGACCGUCUCUCCGGCAUUCUGUAUCUCACACAAGCGCUGGACAGAGAGAAGCAAGCCAUGUACAAUCUUCAAGCACAUACUGUAACCGAAGGUUCAGGAACAGCUGAGGAGCCUAUCGAUAUUCUAGUCCAUGUGAUAGACCAGAACGAUCACUCACCUACUUUCACUCAAGACACCUUCGUGGGAGAAGUUCCCGAGGCCUCAAAAAGAGGUUUUGAGGUGAUUCAGGUCACGGCCAUAGAUCUUGACGAGGAGAAUAACGACAACUCAGAAAUCAGGUACCGUAUUGUAAGUCAGGAACCAGAGAUGCCGAAUCCAAACAUGUUUGCAAUCAACCCUAUAACUGGAGCUAUCAGAGUCAACGGCGAUGGGCUAGACAGAGAGAAAUUUCCCAAUUACACUCUGACGGUUGAAGCAGCGGACAUGAUUGGAGAAGGGUUGAGGGGAGAAGCCAGAGUAAUCCUUACUGUCUCAGACAGCAAUGACAAUGCUACGACCUUUGAUAAGUCCAAGAGUACAACCGAUGCACCAGUACCAAUACUGGUGUUUCCCGGGCCUGUUGAUGGGCUAAGGAGGAGGAAGAGAGACUGGGUCAUUCCUGACCUCCAUGUUUCUGAGAAUGACAGAGGACCCUACCCCUUAAAAGUAUCUCAAAUCCGUUCUAAUGAAGAUAAGGUAAAGAAAGUCUUCUACAGCAUCACUGGUCCAGGAGCUGAUCAGGAGCCUGUGGACCUUUUCACCAUGGACCGUCUCUCCGGCAUUCUGUAUGUCACACAACCGCUGGACAGAGAGAAGCAAGCCACGUACAAUUUUCAAGCACAUGCUGUAACCGAAGGUUCAGGAACAGCUGAGGAGCCUAUGGAUAUUGUUGUCAAGGUGAUAGACCAGAACGAUGAGAAACCUCGUUUCACUCAAGACCCCUUCGUGGGAGAAGUUCCCGAGGCCUCAAAAAGAGGUUUUGAGGUGAUUCAGGUCACGGCCAUAGAUCUUGACGAGGAGAAUAACGACAACUCAGAUAUCCGGUACCGUAUUGUAAGUCAGGAACCAGGGAUGCCCAAUCCAAACAUGUUUGCAAUCAACCCUAUAACUGGAGCUAUCAGAGUCAACGGCGAUGGGCUAGACAGAGAGCAAUUUCCCAAGUACACUCUGACGGUUGAAGCAGCGGACAUGGUUGGAGAAGGGUUGAGGGGAGAAGCCAGAGUAAUCCUUACUGUCUCAGACAGCAACGACAAUGCUCCGACCUUCGAUAAGUCCAACUAUGUGGCAACAGUUAAAGAAAACAAAGUGGAUGCUCAGAUCGUCGUGAUGACUGUAAGCGAUGGUGACGUGCCAAAUUCCCCAGCCUGGAACGCCAAGUUCACUAUUGUCAGUGGUGAUACUGAAGGAUUUUUCGCAGUGAAAACAGGAAGUAACAAGAAGGAAGGAAUCAUUUCUACUGUCAAGGGUCUCGACUUUGAAAAGAGCAAAAGCCACACACUUUUGGUUGCAGUGGAGAAUGAGAUUCCUUUUGCACUUGACCUGCCCACUGCCACUGCCACAGUGGUGGUGACCGUGGAGGAUGUCAACGAAGCUCCAGUGUUUGAUCCGAUAACAAAGACGGUGUCGAAGCGAGAGGACCUUGCUGUCGACACUGACAUAGUGCUGUACACCGCUUCUGACCCAGACACAGCGCGCAAACAAAAAGUCAUGUAUAAGGUAAUUAGAGACCCUGCCGGCUGGCUGAACGUGGCCAAAGACACAGGCCUGAUUAAAGUUAAAACUCCGAUGGACAGGGAGUCCCUCUUCGUCAAGGAAAACAAAUACACAGCACUCAUCGGUGCAUACGACAAUGAUGAAAUCCCGGCCACAGGAACUGGUACUCUGAUAAUCCAUCUCGAAGAUGUCAACGACAAUCCGCCAACCAUCGAGGAACGUAAAAUCAUGGUUUGUAACAAGGAAUCGGCUCCUCAACUGCUGACAGUAACGGAUAAAGACGGACCGGACUUUGCUGCUCCAUUCAGCGUCUCUUUACAGGGCAGCUCAAAGAGCAACUGGACUGCUAUGAUGAAUGGUUCCAAAACGGGCAUCAUCCUGAGACUAUUCUCUGAGUUGCCGAGCGGAGAAUACACUGUGGUCCUGAGGGUUGCCGACAACGAGGGCCUGGAGCAGGACAGCACCGUUCAGGCCAAAGUGUGCGACUGCAAGGGAAAAGAUGUGACCUGCAAAGACCUUGCAAAAGCUGCCAGCAGUCUGCCCCUCAUCCUGGGAAUACUAGGAGGCAUCCUGUUGCUGCUCAUGCUGGUGUUGCUGCUGCUGCUGUUUGCGAGACGCAGAAGAGUGGUGAAGACGGAUCUUCUUUUGCCACCCGAGGAUAUCAGAGACAACAUCUAUCACUACGAUGAAGAAGGAGGCGGGGAAGAUGAUCAGGACUACGAUCUGAGUGUUCUCCACCGCGGUCUGGACAACCGGCCCGAGGUGUUCAGGAACGACGUGGCACCGAACUUCAUGCCGGCUCCUCAGUAUCGACCUCGCCCUGCCAACCCGGAGGAAAUCGGCAACUUCAUCGAUGAUAACCUGAAGGCAGCAGACAAUGACCCGACAGCGCCCCCCUACGACUCCCUGCUGGUGUUCGACUACGAGGGAGGCGGCUCAGACGCGGGAAGCCUCUCCUCUCUGAACUCGUCGAGCAGCGGGGACCAGGACUACGACUGCCUCGGCGAGUGGGGGCCGCGCUUCAAGAAGCUGGCCGACAUGUACGGAGGAGGAGAAGACGACAUGCUGUAAACGUACCAAAAGAAUAAAAGUUGUAUAUUGGUGGAUGCACAUUAUGGCUGCGUGAGUGCUAGAUUUGUGUAAGCAUGAACUGAUGAGUGACAGCAGCCCAAAAGGGAAAGUAUCGUACAACCAAACAGCCACAGACCCACAGAUGAUUUAUGUGUGGGGAUUGAGGUUUAUUGUCACUGCAGUCCUUUUAGUGGUUCACAGCCACUGCUCAGAAACUUCAGGAUGAGUUUUAUUAAUGUAUAAGUUCCCCAUUUUGAGUGGUUAAGCUCUGUCUGCCUGUCUUUCAGAUCUUUGUUAAGUUCAACUAUGCUCUUUGUUUUUCUCUUCACUGAGUAAUGGAGCCACAUCAGUCUCAAUGUUGAUUUAUGGAUUUUUAUAUGCAGAUAUUUCAGCCUGUGCUGAAGCUUAUACUGGUUGACACUGGAUAUGUACACAAGAUGCUUGCAGUUGCACUCGUAACUUUUGUGUCAUUUUGGCAAUUUAUGGUACUUUAAAAUUUUUGUUUCUAUUUUGUAUGUAGAGUUUGUACUACUGCUUCAUUUUAAAUUCCAUGGUUUUGUAUUUUCUGUUUAAGGAAUGAAAUUGCAAAUGAUCAAGGGGGAUUUCAGGUAGCCAGCCAAUAAUAACGCCACAUCACCCUCCGAGAUGUUGGUCUACAAGUUAUCAAUUAAUGCUUUUUAAAAUGUUUGUGUUGACGUCCUUAUCAAGUGUCAAACACUGUUUUGCAGUUACCUCCAAUGGUACUUUAUUGAGAAUGCUUUGUGCUAAUGUUGAAUUUUUUUAUAAAGUUAUCUUAUACAAUAA